AAGUGACACACUGCCCUGGUGUUCUUUCAGUGCGACACAUUUCAUUUCACCAUGAUGGAUGUGGUAACGUUUGAGAAGGAGAACCAUGAGCGUAUCCAGGCCGUGGAGACUUCAUUCGGCCCGGCAGGGAAGACUCUAUCACAGCCAGGACGGGUUCUGGUGGGACAGGGUCGUCUGAUAAAGCAGGGACGUCGGAAGAUCGAGCCCAAAGUUUUCUUUCUGUUCAACGACGUGCUGGUGUACGGCAGCAUCAUCCUGAACGGCCGCUGGCACAAAAGCCAGAAAAUCAUCCCUCUAGAGGACGUCAUGCUAGAGGACAUCGAUGACAAGGCGGGAUUGAGUAACAAAUGGCUGAUGUAUACACCAUGCAAGUCGUUUGUUGUGUCCGCCGAUUCGUUCGAAGACAAGCAGGCCUGGAUGGAGCACAUUGGAAACUGCCGGUCAAACCUCCUGCAGCGGCGUGGCAGCCAAGCCGUAUCCACAUACGCUGUUCCCUGGAUCCCAGACAUGGCCGCCUACAAAUGCAUGCGCUGCUUCAACAACUUCACUGGUACCAACCGCCGACACCACUGCCGAAAAUGUGGCUUUUUGGUCUGCAAUGCAUGCUCCAAGCAGCGAGCAGUGAUAGAGCACAUUCACCCCACAAAGCGAUUGAGGGUCUGCAGCCUCUGCCACAAGAAGGACGAGGAGAUGUCUCGACUGAGAGGAGACAGCACUGGAAAGAAUAGUGCCGAGGAGGACUAUGAGGAAGCCUGCAGUGAUGAAGAGGAAGGAGCAAAGACAAAGCAGAACAGCAGCUGGCUAGACUACCAGAGUGGAACCUGGGGACACAACAACGCCUAUGUUGUACCAACACCGAUGUGUUGAAUGCAAGGGGAAAGCAGAUUGGAAGUCAAUUGAGAACAUUCUUACAAAGAUAAUUGAACUAUGGAUUUGUAUGCCUACCUUUUCUAUUGCGUUCAUUAUGUACUGUACUGUUUAUAUUGUUCUGAGAGUGUAAUUAUCAUAUGUGUACUGUAUAUACAAGAGAAUGUGAAGUAUGUGCUGAUUUACUGUUUACUUAUCAAAAAGAAUUGCACUUCUGCUUUUAAAUAAUCCAAAAAACAAUAAAGCCCUUACAAAAUGUG
This is a messenger RNA of Eleginops maclovinus (Patagonian blennie), 1127 nucleotides long. Its product is annotated as pleckstrin homology domain-containing family F member 2-like. Gene Ontology annotation, biological process: endosome organization; endosome to lysosome transport. NCBI's taxonomy places the organism in Eukaryota, Metazoa, Chordata, Actinopteri, Perciformes, Eleginopidae. The record is from RefSeq and is a predicted model, not a curated record. Gene Ontology annotation, molecular function: phosphatidylinositol binding; metal ion binding. Gene Ontology annotation, cellular component: early endosome.